UUUCGAGGACAACCGUCAGCCGGGCAAGAUGUUCGUCAGCGACUUGCGGAAAGAGUUUUACGAGGUGAUCGCCACCCAGCGUGUCCUUCUCAUUGUUGCCCCAGAUGUUGACGCUCUAUGUGCUUGUAAAAUUCUUCAGGCUCUGUUUCAAUGUGAUCAUGUGCAGUACACAUUGGUACCUGUAUCUGGCUGGCAAGAACUUGAAACUACAUUCCUUGAGCAUAAAGAACAGUUCCGUUUCUUUGUUCUUCUAAAUUGUGGUGCAAAUGUUGAUCUUCUCGAAACGUUACAGCCACAGGAAGAGACCAUCUUCUAUAUCUGUGAUACUCACAGACCAAUAGAUGUGGUGAAUGUCUACAAUGAUAGCCAGAUAAAGCUGCUGAUUAAGCAAGAUGAUGAUCUUGAGAUCCCAACUUACGAUGACAUAUUCCGUGAUGAUGAAGAUGAGGAUGGAGAGGAUUCUGGAAAUGACAGUGAUGGCUCUGAGCCAUCUGGAAAAAGAAGACGUUUUGAUGAGGGGGCUGUGGAAAGGAGGAUAGAGAAACGUCGAGAGCGCAGAGAAUGGGAGGCACGCAGGCGAGAGAUUCUGUUUGACUAUGAACAAUAUGAAUAUCAUGGCACAUCUUCCGCAAUGAUGAUGUUUGAGUUGGCCUGGAUUAUGUCCAAGGAUUCAAAUGACAUGUUGUGGUGGUCAAUUCUAGGGCUGACUGAUCAGUGGGUUCAAGACAAAAUCACUCAAAUGAAAUAUGUGACCGAUGUUGGGACUUUACAACGCCAUGUAUCCCGGCACAACCACCGCAAUGAGGAUGAGGAGAACUCCCUCUCUAUUGACUGCAUGAGGAUUGCCUUUGAAUAUGAUCUACGUCUUUCGUUGUAUCAGCACUGGUCAUUGUAUGAAAGUAUUUGCAACUCCUGCUAUACAUCUGCCAGUCUUAAACUAUGGUCUGUGCAAGGGCAAAAAAAGCUUCAAGAAUUUCUUGCUGACAUGGGGCUACCUUUGAAGCAAGUGAAGCAGAAGUUUAAUUCAAUGGAUGUAUCAUUAAAGGAAAAUCUUCGGGAAAUGAUAGAGGAGUCUGCUAAUAAAUUUGGAAUGAAAGAUGUACGAGUACAGACAUUCAGUGUACAGUUUGGAUUCAAGAAUAAGUUCCUAGCAAAUGACAUUGUAUUAGCGGUAAUGUCUCUCCUAGAGAAUACAGAACGUGAUGAGAAUGGAACGGACAACUUCAUCAAGGCUUUAGACAGCCUAUCCAGGAGCAACCUGGACACGCUGUAUUUUGGUCUGGAACAGGCCAAAAGGCUGUUGCGUGCUAUUCAGCAGAUUGUGGCCAGCUGCAUCUGCACUAAUCUCAUUUUAUCCCAGGGCCCUUUCCUAUAUUGCUAUCUGAUGGAGGGUACUCCGGAUGUCAAGAUGUUUUCAAAACCUGCUUCUCUCUGCCUGCUAUGCAAAUACUUGCUGAAAUCCUUUGUGUGCUCUACAAAAAACAAGCGCUGUAAACUUCUCCCGCUGGUGCUGGCAGCACCCCUGGAUGUUGAUAUGGGAACAGUUAUCAUAGUCGGAAUCCCUCCUGAAGCUGAGAUUUCGGACAAGAAAAAUUUUUUUGGCCGCGCAUUCGAGAAAGCAGCAGAGAGCACGAGUUCUCGAACAUUACACAAUCAGUUUGAUAUUUCAAUUAUAGAGUUAAGAACAGAAGACCGCAGCAAGUUUUUGGAUGCCCUCAUCUCAUUACUAUCCUAAGAAAUCUGUGGAUCACUUAUCCAGGCUUCCUCUGUGUGUUGUACACUGCCUUCUACUGUAUAUGAGCCCUUUUUAUAUGUUUUUAUGUCAAUUAAAUUAUUAAAACUUGGAUAUUUUAAAUGUGUAUUCAAUAAAAUGUUUCUAUACCUUGUUUACUGAAAUUAUCUUAAAAAUGUAAAUAAAGAAAACUCUUUGCUC
This is a messenger RNA of Pelobates fuscus (common spadefoot toad), 1933 nucleotides long. RefSeq names its product cell division cycle 45 (gene CDC45). Gene Ontology annotation, molecular function: single-stranded DNA binding; DNA replication origin binding; chromatin binding. Gene Ontology annotation, biological process: DNA replication initiation; double-strand break repair via break-induced replication; mitotic DNA replication preinitiation complex assembly. Gene Ontology annotation, cellular component: DNA replication preinitiation complex. The coding region runs from base 29 to 1735 and encodes 568 amino acids. The transcript is spliced from 19 exons. The record is from RefSeq and is a predicted model, not a curated record. Lineage: Eukaryota; Metazoa; Chordata; Amphibia; Anura; Pelobatidae.